AUGUAAGAGACCCAGUCAAAUAAUAAAUAUAUUACUCUGGAUAUAACCACAUAACAAUUAGAAGGGUCUGAACAAGCACAACAAAGAGAAAGUAGAACAAAAAAGAAGUAAUUAUAAACAUGAUUAAGAUAAAGAUUACAGUUAAAUAAAUAAAGUAAUCUUCAUAAUAUAUUUUUUUGGCAGUAAGAUAAUACCUCCUUUGAAAUACGAUAAUUUCUACAAUAAUAGAUACGGGCAGACUUUACAAUGAAGAUUUUAAUCUGUCUAACGAUGGUACUAAAAUUUACUUUUGUUAUGGUGGUCUUAUGAUUAUAUACAAAUUUGCAGUAUUAGUUAGUGACUGCUGGAUAGUAAAAGAAAUGUUAUUAUCAUUUCGGCAAUUUUGCAUAAUGGGGUGUAAAUAUUUCAGUAAUUAUUAUUUCAAUUGGUUGUUUUAUGUUUCCAUAACUGUUUCUAUAAUACUUCACAUCAAUGUAUUUUGUGGAGGUAAAUAUUUAGAAAGAUAUGAUAUUAGUAUUGAGAUUUAGAUCUCUUGAUACCUGAUUAUUUUAGGACUUUAUAUUCUAUUUUUUGGAUCCUUGGUAACAAAUUUUUGUAUCCUAAUCGCAUAUGAAUUUGGAGUAGGAUUUGUGUAGUAGGCAAAAGGAAUCACCUUUAUCUUUAUUUUGGCUUUGGCUGCUUAUUCAUUUAAGACUAUACACUGAUUAUCAUAUAGAGGUAUAAUGCAUACAUUUUACGUUGGCUCAAUUUGUCUAUUUAUUCAGACAUUGGCAAUUAUGUUAAUUUUAAUUGGAGUAUAUUCAAACUAUGCUCUUUCAAUAUUUUUAUGCACUCUCUUCAUAAUUGGAAAUGGUUCUUUUUGAUUUUGGUAACACAAAUGAUUAUUGA
This is a messenger RNA of Paramecium pentaurelia, 888 nucleotides long. The record is from the annotation of a GenBank genome assembly. Lineage: Eukaryota; Ciliophora; Oligohymenophorea; Peniculida; Parameciidae.